Molecule: messenger RNA, 4328 nt
Organism: Beta vulgaris subsp. vulgaris (sugar beet)
Lineage: Eukaryota; Viridiplantae; Streptophyta; Magnoliopsida; Caryophyllales; Amaranthaceae
Exons: 21
Coding region: 257-4018 (1253 amino acids)
Biological process (GO): intra-Golgi vesicle-mediated transport; early endosome to Golgi transport
Cellular component (GO): TRAPPII protein complex
Source: RefSeq, a predicted model, not a curated record
AGCAAUUUUCAUUUUUCACUCAAAAGUGAAAGCAUCACUCUACCAGGACGAGAGAGAAGGAGAAAUUGGAAAGGGAGAAAGACAACAUCAAGCAGCAAAUUCGAUGCUUUGUUCCAGUGUCCGCUCCCUUAUACACUGAACAUACAUACAACAAUCAUCAACCUUCAAUUUUCAUUUCUCAAUUCCAGAAAAACCCUACUUCUCUUUUUCCGAUUAAAUCUUGCGAUCAUUUCAUGAUUUUUUCUUCCGAUCAAUCAUGGCCAAUUACUUAACUCAGUUCCAAGCUAUCAAAAACACAUGCGAUCACCUCGUCAUUGCUGUUGAAGAUGUCAGUGAUUUGUGGCCCAAUGUCAAAAACUUGUUUGAUGAGCGACUGCCAUUCAAAAGGGCUUGUUUAAAUAACAAGACUCGUAAUCCUGUGUAUUUGGAGAAAUUGCCAGCCGAAUAUAUUUUGACCACAGACUCAAGGCUCCGCAGCCGCUUUCCACAGGAGCAGUCACUAUUUUGGUUUCGGGAACCAUAUGCUACUGUGGUUCUUGUUACAUGUGAUGAUCUUGAUGAGUUUAAAUCCAUCCUCAAACCUCGAGUGAAAUUGAUUGUUCAAAAUGAUGAGAAAGAGUGGUUCAUUGUCUUUGUGAAUAGAGCUCACCCGAGCAACGAUCAAGCUACCAAGAUGGCAAAAAGGGUGUAUGCGAAGGUAGAAGUGGAAUUCAGCUCAAAGAAGAGAGAAAGGUGUUGCAAACUAGACAUACAUGGACCAGAAGCAAAUUUUUGGGAAGAUUUUGAGUCCAAGAUCAUGGAGUGUAUCCGCAAUACACUGGAUAGACGGGUUCAAUUUUACGAGGAAGAGAUUCGAAAGCUGAGUGAGCAGCGAUUCAUGCCAAUCUGGAACUUUUGUAACUUCUUUAUCCUGAAGGAAAGCUUGGCUUUUAUGUUUGAGAUGGCUCAUCUUUAUGAAGAUUCAUUACGCGAGUAUGAUGAGCUAGAGCUUUGUUACUUGGAAACAGUAAAUGUGAGUGGAAAGAGGAGGGAAUUUGGUGGAAUGGAUCAAGGUGAUGAUCAAGCUGCACUGCUACAUCCUGGAAUUAAACAACUGGCACAAUUCGUUCAAGAUGAUUCUUUUAGAGAAUUUGAGUUCCGUCAAUAUCUUUUUGCAUGUCAAGCAAAGCUUCUCUUCAAGUUGAGUCGUCCUUUUGAGGUAGCAUCCAGAGGUUAUUCAUUCAUCAUAAGCUUCUCAACGGCAUUGGCCCUCUAUGAGAGCAUAUUACCAUUCUGUUUGCGUGAAGCUUGGGUAAUAAGUGCCUGCUUGGCUUUGCUUGAUGCUACUUCUGCAAACUACAAAGAUGGACUAGUAGCCCCUGAUGUAGAAAAGGAGUUCUAUCGACUUCAGGGUGAUCUCUUUUCACUAUGCAGGGUCAAGUUUAUGAGGCUUGCUUACUUAUUGGGAUUUGGGACCGAUAUUGAAAGAAGUCCUGCAAAUAGUGCUUCUCUCAGCAUGCUGCCGUGGCCCAAACCGGCAGUUUGGCCCUUGGUUCCACCUGAUGCUUCUUCAGAAGUUCUAGAAAAAGAGAAGAUGAUUCUUCAAGCAGGUCCAGUAGUGAAGCACUUUGGUAUUCAGAAGAAGUUAUUGCCUAUUGAGCCCUCUGUUCUUCUCCGCGAAGCUAAUAGAAGAAGGGCUUCUCUAUCUGCUGGAAAUAUAUCUGAAAUGUUCGAUGGACAGUUAUAUUUUAAUGAAGGCUUAGAUGUUUCAGUAACUGCAAAUCCUCCUAGCAAAGCACCUUCACCAUCCAUGCCAAGGACUAAUUCUACUCCAGGAAAUUUUGAAGGGUCUAUUGAUCAACCUAUGAGGCUGGCAGAAAUCCAUGUUGCUGCAGAGCAUGCUUUACGGCAAACAAUUUCUAAUUCCGACCUAUGGAACUCUUUCUCAUCUAUUGAAGAAUUUGAGAAAAAAUACUUGGAACUGACAAAGGGAGCUGCUGAAAAUUACCAUCUUUCCUGGUGGAGAAGACAUGGAGUUGUUCUUGACGGUGAAAUUGCUGCUGUAUGCCAUAAGCAUGGAAAGUAUGACCUUGCCGCGAAUUCAUACGAGAAGGUCUGUGCUCUUUAUGCUGGUGAAGGUUGGCAAGACCUUUUGGCUGAAGUACUUCCAAACUUAGCUGAGUGUCAGAAGAUGCUCAAUGAUGAAGCUAGUUAUUUACAAUCUUGUGUGAGGCUACUGUCUCUGGAUAAAAGCCUCUUCUCAACCAAAGAAAGACGAGCUUUUCAGGCAGAAGUAAUUUGCCUUGCACACAGUGAAAUGAAGCAUCCAGUGCCACUUGAUGUAUCAUCUUUAAUUACUUUUUCUGGGAACCCUGGGCGGCCAUUGCAGCUUUGUGAUGGCGAUCCUGGUACUUUGUCGGUGACCGUGUGGAGUGGCUUUCCAGAUGACAUAACCCUUGAGUCAUUAAGUCUUACUCUCAUGGAAACCCACAAUGCUGAUGAAGGUGCUAAGGCCACAAGUAUCUCUGCCACGACAAUAUUGAAGCCUGGAAGGAAUAUUAUUACACUUAACCUGCCACCACAACAACCAGGUUCAUAUGUCCUGGGAGUCCUUACUGGGCAGAUUGGACACUUGAGGUUUAGGUCUCAUAGUUUUUCCAAAGGUGCUCCUGCAGACAGUGAUGAUUUCAUGAGUUAUGAGAAGCCAACUAGACCUAUCUUAAAGGUGUCCAAACCCAGAGCUCUGGUUGAUCUUACUCCCGCUGUUUCGUCACCUUUGUUAAUAAAUGAAUUGCAGUGGGUUGGAAUAAUAGUAAGACCAAUUGAUUACCCUCUCACAGGGGGUGUCUUGCACAUUGACACUGGUCCAGGUUUGGAAGUUCAAGAGUCACAAGCUAUUGAGAUGGAUAGAUAUACAUCAUCUCAUAGAAGCAUAGCUGACAUGGGAGACUCUGAUCCUGGGAAAGAAGAUUAUUCAUCUUCCAGUAUCGAAGAAUUUACACAGUUGAACCUGCAGGAUGGAAAGAUUCAGUUGCCUGAUUGGGCAAGUGAUCUAACUACUGUUUUGUGGAUUCCAGUUCGUGCUGUGAGUGAUGGAAUUACCAGAGCGGCAUCUCAGAGGCUAAGCAUUGUGGAUAUGAUGAGGACAAUGGCUCUAAAACUUGAUUUUGGAAUAUCCCACAAUCAGACGUUUGAUAGGACUCUGGCUGUCCAUUUUACUGAUCCCUUUCAUAUCAGCACCCGCGUCAUUGACAAAUGCAAUGAUGGUACCUUGCUUCUCCAGGUGGCACUGCACUCACAAGUUAAGGCUACUUUGAGUAUUCAUGAUGCUUGGCUGGAUCUUCAAGAUGGAUUUGUCCACACUUGUCAGAAUGAUCGACGGCCAGCUUCCGCUUUCUUUCCACUCACCGUGUGCCCUGCUUCAAAAGCCAGCAUGCUAUUCAGUAUAUGCUUCGGUUCUAUGGAUGCCGGAGAUGAAGCUGAGGCAUCAAGUGCAGAAAGUAUACUAAAUAUCAGUUAUAGAAUUAGUGGAGAUAGAACCAUAGGAGCCCACAUGCCUAUUAUAAAUAAAUCUGCUGUGGCUGAAAGUGUACAGCAGGAUUUGAUCUUUAAGAGUGUACUUAUUCUACAGCGACCCGUUCUGGACCCAUGCCUGGCAGUUGGCUUUCUCCCGUUUCCAUCAGAUGGCCUUAGGGUUGGCCAGCUUGUUUCUGUAAAUUGGAGGAUUGAGAGGUUAAAGGACGCGGAGGACAACAUGGUUUCUCAGAGCAAUGUGGAAGUAUUAUAUGAAGUUGACGCAAAUUCAGAAAACUGGAUGAUUGCUGGCAGAAAGCGCGGGCAUGUUUCUCUCUCCACUAAGCAAGGCUCAAGAAUUGUGAUCUCAAUCUUGUGCAUACCGUUGGUGGCUGGUUAUGUACGCCCCCCUCAUCUCGGGUUGCCAAAUAUUGAGGAGGCAAAUAUCAGUUGUAACCCCCCUGCACCACAUUUGGUCUGUGUCUUCCCUCCUUUUCUAAGUUCUUCAUAUUGUAUACCAGCGUAACUACUCAAAGGUCAUUGUUUUAUACAACGGAUUGAUUUUUGUAGUAUUUGUCAUAGAAAUUACUAGUUUGUAAUUCUUUUUGUAGUUGCACUUGUCCAUUAGGCACUAGAGCAUUUUCAGCAUUCAGAUUACCUAGUCUGUACAAUCUGUAAUUACCAUUGAUCGACACAAUAUAGAUUGAGAGAAAUUUUGUAACUUGUAAUUUUUUUUGCUUUAGUCGGUUUUAGAAAGAAAGUUUAAUGUCGUGAUCUUUUUGUUUUAGAAUUAAAUUUUCAACUUAUCACCAAUUCAAGCUUUAUUUGGGGUGCUA